Capsicum annuum is the source of this 732-nucleotide messenger RNA. Its product is annotated as glycine-rich protein DC9.1. The coding region runs from base 49 to 579 and encodes 176 amino acids. The transcript has 2 exons. NCBI's taxonomy places the organism in Eukaryota, Viridiplantae, Streptophyta, Magnoliopsida, Solanales, Solanaceae. The record is from RefSeq and is a predicted model, not a curated record.
CUUCAUCCUUUAAUUAAUAUAAACUAAGCUUUGAAGAAGCAAAAAAAUAUGGGUUCCAAGGCAUUUCUAUUUCUUGGCCUUUCUUUGGCUAUUUUUGUAAUGAUAAGCUCAGAAGUUGUAGCGAGGGAGUUGGCUGAGACCUCAAUGGAGGAUAACAAGGAUGUCGAACAGUACAAUUGUGGUGUAAACUCUGGUGGUGCAACUAACCGCCUAGGUGGCGGUUAUGACAACGGAUAUAAAUCUCCCCGGGAUGGAUAUAGACCCCCACAUGACAAAUAUCACGAUGAAUAUAAAUCCCUGGAUGGCGGAUAUAAAUCCUCAUAUGGAGAGUAUAACAAUGGACCAUAUGAAAAUUAUAACAACAGAUAUAAAUUCCCCAAAAGUGGAUAUAAACUCCCAUUUGGCCAAUAUAACAAUGGAUAUAAAUUCUCUGGUGACGGAUAUAAUCCCUCACAUGAUGGAUAUAACUCUCUACAUGGCGAGCAUAAAUUUUCAAAUGACGGAUAUAACCCCUCACAGGAUGGAUAUAACUCUUUAGAUGGCGAGUAUAAAUCUCCACAUGACGGAUAUAAUCGUUAAGUGACUAUCCAAUUCUCGCAACAAAGCAACAUGUAUUAUUAUAAAACUCUCGUACGUAUAUAGUGGCAAGAUCAAUACUAGUAAUAGUCUUGCUACUUAAGACCUUGUUGUAAUAAUUAAGUAUGAAUAAAACAACAUUCAGUGGCCAGUGCA